Messenger RNA from Candida tropicalis MYA-3404, 1014 nucleotides. RefSeq lists its product as uncharacterized. The record is from RefSeq and is a predicted model, not a curated record. NCBI's taxonomy places the organism in Eukaryota, Fungi, Ascomycota, Pichiomycetes, Serinales, Debaryomycetaceae. Gene Ontology annotation, molecular function: zinc ion transmembrane transporter activity. Gene Ontology annotation, biological process: zinc ion transmembrane transport. The coding region runs from base 1 to 1014 and encodes 337 amino acids. The transcript has a single exon. Gene Ontology annotation, cellular component: plasma membrane.
AUGGAUAGAAUAUUAAUUACAGAAAGAACAGACACAUGUUAUACAUAUAACCAUGAUAUAAAUAAUGAUUUGGGAAUUAGAAUUUCAUCUAUUUUUGUCAUAGCUGUUGUAUCCUCACUUGGUUCAUUUUUCCCAUUAAUUUCAAAUCGAUGCAAAAAAUUUCAACCUCCCAAUUGGGUCUUCUUUAUCACCAAAUACUUUGGUAGUGGUGUUAUUCUUUCUACUGGGUUUAUUCAUUUAUUAGCUGAUGCUCUGGAAUCAUUAACUGAUCCUUGUAUAGGAGGUACCUUUGAAGAUUAUCCCUGGGCAGAAGCAAUUGCAUUGAUGAGUUUAUUUCUGGUGUUUACGUUUGAUGCUUUGGCUCAUAAACAGUUACAGGAUCAAUCAGUAAUGAAUAAAGUUCAGGAAACAUCAGAAUUAUUGGGUUGUUGCAAUGCUCUGACUGGUCCAUCUUUAAUAAAGAAAAAGUCCCCAGACAUAUACACAGAAGAAAUUUCUAAUGCGGAAUCAACUACAACUACUGAAAUAUCCAAAGAAAAAAUGUUAAAUUGUAUAAUUCUAGAAUGUGGUAUUGUAAUUCAUUCUAUAUUCAUAGGAUUAUCUUUAGCCGUCUCAAACUCAGAGUUCACUACGUUAUAUAUUGCCCUUUCAUUUCAUCAAUUUUUUGAAGGGUUGGGGUUAGGUACAAGAUUUGCUGAUAUAAUAUGGCCAAGAAAGUAUUGGUACCUUCCAUGGAUUAUGGCAAUAAUUUUCAGUUUAUCAACUCCGUUGGCCAUUGGGGUUGGUUUAGGAAUUAGGAACUCAUUUUCUAUUGGGUCACGAAACGGAUUAAUAACUUCCGGUAUAUUUGAUGCAGCUUGCGGUGGGAUAUUAAUCUAUAAUAGUGUUGCCGAAUUGAUGGGAUACGAUUUCAUAUACGCCUCAGAGUUUAAAAGCAUCAGAUCUAUGUUGCUGGGUAUUUUCAUAUUAGGAUUAGGAGCAUUAUCUAUGGCCAUCAUCGGAAAUUGGACAUAA